AUGAAGGCCCUGCUAACUAUCUGCGUCAUCGGCUUGGUGCUGUCUGUGGCCAACGCCAUCCUGCUUAAGGGGCUCGCACUUGGAGCCCUUGGGCUUGGUGCUGGAGCACUUCUUGGUGCCGGUCUAGCCCGUGGUGGCGGCGGAGGAUAUGGCCACUACGCACCCUAUCCAAUGGCCUGGCACGGCGGAUAUGGAGGCGGAUACGGAGGGCACUACAGUGGAUCUUACCAUGGUAGCUACCACGGAAGCUACGGUGGCUAUGGUGGUGGCUUUGGCCCUGGAUUCUACUAG
Messenger RNA from Rhipicephalus sanguineus (brown dog tick), 291 nucleotides. RefSeq names its product glycine-rich protein 3-like. The coding region runs from base 1 to 291 and encodes 96 amino acids. NCBI's taxonomy places the organism in Eukaryota, Metazoa, Arthropoda, Arachnida, Ixodida, Ixodidae. The transcript has 2 exons. The record is from RefSeq and is a predicted model, not a curated record.